Acaulospora morrowiae is the source of this 1785-nucleotide messenger RNA. Lineage: Eukaryota; Fungi; Glomeromycota; Glomeromycetes; Diversisporales; Acaulosporaceae. The record is from the annotation of a GenBank genome assembly.
AUGACAAUCCAUAAAAGUCUGCAUGAUCUCAGAUUCGUGUGGCGGCCAAAUAAGGGUAUACUACCUCUUAAUAAAAAUGGCGCACAUAUCUAUUUAAUUGGCCAUGUCCUAACCGCCUUCGCUCCUCUCACCAAAUUUUUCGAAUCAGAGGAGGCAAAACCCGGCACGCUUAUAUUAGAUCUGAUAAAUUGCAAUUCAAUUUCCAAAAAUUGGAGCAAAACGAACAGCGAAGUAAGAUAUGAUAGCACAGGCGAUGUUGUCGGUUUACCAUGCAUUCAGGGUCCGACUGCGCAAGGAAUUAGUGGAAUAGUCUUGUAUCUCGUGGAUGCUUGUCAACCACGGAUUCCCGACAAAACUACUCACGACUUUCAGGUGAUAGCUUUGGUGAAAAAUAAUAUAUCUUGUAGCCUUCAACAACAAAUUACCAACGCUGUUAAUAUUACACCCUCCAUAGUGGGUAUAUUAUUCUAUGGUCAGAACGGCCAUGGAGAGGAUAUUCCUAAAGAUUUCGUCAAUGAUGAGAAACACCAUCCUUCGAGCAAACCUGCCUUUUAUGUUAGCAUGAGCGUAGCUAGUCAUAUACUGUCAUCCGCCGCAAGUCUUUAUAGCACAAACAUUAGUGGGACUCAAAUAUAUGCAACGAUGUUACCAUCACGAUAUGGUGGUACGACAACUUUAGAGGUAGCCUUUAUCAGUGUUCUGUCUACCUUAUUGGGUGCAUUUUGCAUCUCACUGGGAAUACAUUGCGGAGUGUAUCGAUGGAGGCGUGGUACCACGAGAGCGGAACCUUUGGUGAUAAUCAACCAAACUUUCCUGGAAAAAAAGGUAUUGGACAGUUUUCCGGUCAAAAAAUUUAAAAAAUCAUGUUGCUCUGAGGAAGGCGUGAACGAAAAGCCUGAUUGCAUAGAUGUGAACGAUCCUAAUGAUACGGAAGUAGGAUGUAGUGGGGGAGUAAUGAUAGGAAACAUUAACGUGGGAAAUCAAGGUGCUGAGGUAAAUAGUAAAGAGGAGAACAUUGAAAAGAACAAUGACAAUGUCAGGAUAGAUAAAAUAGAUGUGGAUAUUGAGAAAAAGGAGAUUGAGGGAAGGGAUGACAAGGGAUUGGGGGAUAACGAUGGUCAGAGCAUAGAAAAAGAAAUAAAUUUAGAAAAGGUUGUUGAAUCAAUAUCAAUUGAUGAAGAGGAUACGAAGGAUAUAUCACAAAAGACAACGAUGGAUUUUAAUAACACAAGGCCAAUGAACUCUACACCAUCACUGUCCGAAGAAGCGUCGUCGCCUGAUGAAAUUGCAAUCGCAGUAACAUAUGAUCAAGGAAUCACGACUCAAUCACCACUUCCGGAAACAGAUGGGAGAUCAUUAAUGGAGUAUCAACGGAAUUCCUCCACGAGUAUAGAGCAGCAUAAAAUACAAGGCCCGCAGAUUACCUGUGCCAUAUGUUUAGAUGAUUUUCAAGAGGAUGAUUUGUUGAGAAUAUUACCUUGCGAACAUGAAUAUCAUGUUGGAUGUAUUGACGAAUGGCUCUCAACAAAGUCGACAAAGUGUCCGCUUUGCAAAUUCAAUUGCGACCUAUCAGAAACAUCGGAUUCUCAGAGCGACAAAUGUGAUAAUGAUGAGGCAUCCACCUCUAUUGUUGUUUUACCUACAUUAACGACAGAUAAUGUCGAAAUUAACGAUGACAACGCAAACGACGAAAAUAUUGUUAACGAUGAUAUAAUAGUGACAAUCGAUCCACCAAUAGAUACCUCAUCGAUACAACCAUCAUCGAAUGAUAAUCAAAAUAUUUAA